Messenger RNA from Rotaria sordida, 2484 nucleotides. Lineage: Eukaryota; Metazoa; Rotifera; Eurotatoria; Philodinida; Philodinidae. The record is from the annotation of a GenBank genome assembly.
AUGGCAACACAAUUAUUCUAUAAUUGUACAUUACCAAGAUUUGGUCCAUUAUGUCAAUAUUCAUUGGAUACUUACAUAUCUCAUAAUUCAUCAUUAUAUGAAAUUAUUUACGAUUUUUAUCAACAUGAAUAUGAUCCUGUAAAUUUGACAUGUUAUACUCAUUUAGAAUGCAAUCGAGGUCCUUCAUCAAUAUGUCUUGAUUGGACUGAAAUUUGUGAUGGAACUCUUGAUUGUCAGAAUGGGAUUGAUGAAGAAUUUUGUGGGCAACUUCACUUUAGUGACUGUGAAGAAAAUGAAUAUCAAUGUGCUAAUGGACAAUGUAUAUCCAAAAUAUUUUUACAUGACAAUCGUAAUACUUUCGAAUGUCUUGAUCGAACAGAUGAAAUUCGGAAGAAUAUGAAGAGGAAUAGUCAUUUAUUUCUCGAGUUUCGUAGUGAACCGACAUUUGCUACUGAAGAUAUCGCAUGCUCACAGCGCCAUGACCAAAUCCAUAUGAAAUUGACAAGUUCAUGUCUGUCAAAACGCGUUAAAAUACUCGAGAAGUUACUGUUAAAUGACAAACCAAUUGAAGUAUCUGAUGAUUGCUGGAUAGCAGUUAAAUGUCAGUCAGGCAUUUAUGAUCGAAUCGAUCCAAGAUGUAUUAUUCAUUGUUCCAAAAGAACAUGUAAAGAAAUAAUCAAUCAGACCUGCCUAGAUAUGCUACCCGUACCAGCAGGCACAAUUGUCUUUGGUCAUAUGUUCUUUAUCUAUACUACAGAAGAUCUGAUUAAGUCCAAUGCUCGAUCAAUAUCACCUAGUUAUGUAUGCUACAAUGAUCAACUUUGUGAUGAAUUCUAUCCAAAUAAAUUAUUAAUUUCAUUUAAUAAUGCUACAUGUCGUCGUCCUGCAGAUUUUCCAUUAAAAUUUAAAUCAUUAGCGUUCGCCAGAGAUAAUCUUUUUAAAUGUACGACAACAAAUAUCUGUAUUUCUCCAGCACUGGUCAAAGAUGAAUGGUGCCAGUGUGGAUUUGAUCAAUAUAGUUUUUGUGAUGAUGAAGAUCUAAACAAUCUUUAUAUUAGAAAACAUAUAUCAUUUACAACUAUUUGUGAUGGUUUUACAGAAUUAAUACCUGUUACUAUUGAUGGACGAAAUGAAACAGAUGAAACAGAAUGUGAAUAUUGGCAAUGUAAUAAUACUUAUACACGAUGUGAUGGUUUUUGGAAUUGUUUUAAUGGAGCUGAUGAAGUUGAUUGUUAUUCAUCAUCAUUAUCAUUUAAUUGUCCAUAUCAAUAUCAUCACAUUUGUGUUUCACCUCAUACAAAUCAAUUUAUGUGUUUACCUCUUGGAAAAGCGCAUGAUGGUAAUAUUGAUUGUCUUGGUGGUACUGAUGAACCUAAACUAUUUGAAAAUUUCUUUUGUACACGUCAAUUGGAUGCCAAUAAACCGACAGUGAUACAUUUUUCACUUGGUAAAUCAACGAACUCAACUAAUCAAAUAACUCAACAACAUACAAAUGAAAUGAUCUUACAUUCAUCCACCAGACAAACAGCUAUCCAACAGCAUCAGCAACGUUGUCAUCGUGGUCUUCCAUUACAAAUUUGGUUAAAUAUUGAUAAAAACUUGCCUAUUGCCGCAUGUCUUUGUCCACCUAGUUUUUAUGGUAAUAUGUGUCAAUAUCAAAAUCAACGUGUUAGUCUUACAUUACGAUUUCAAACAUUUUCUGAUUCUCGACAAACAUUAUUUGCAUUAAUUAUUUUACUUAUUGAUGAUAGUAAUGAAAGAAUUAUUCAUUCAUAUCAACAACUUACUUAUAUUUAUAUUCGAGAUUGUCAAACUAAAUUUAAUAUUUAUUUACUUUAUUCAACUAGACCAAAAAAUCAAACAAAAAAUUAUUUUAUUCAUAUUGAUAUUUAUGAAAAGAUUUCAUUUACAUAUCGAAGAAGUUUUUUAAUUCCACUUAAAAAUCCAUUUUUACCUGUGCAUCGUAUUGCUGUUCAACUUAAUAUUCCACGUACAAAUGAUAAAAAAGAAAAUUGUUUAGAUCAACCAUGUAUACAUGGUCAAUGUUAUCAUGAAUGGACGGGAAAAUAUUGUACUAUUCCAUAUAGAUGUACAUGUUCAUCUGAUUCAUUAUGUAUUGGUAUAUCAUCAAAUAAUCGAUCGAUUUGUAUUUGUCCACUUCAUAAAUGGGGUUCUCAAUGUUUACUUCAUAAUACAAUAUGUUAUUCGAAUCAAAAUGCUACUUGUCAGAAUAAUGGUAAAUGCAUACAUAUUGAUGAAAAUAUCAUCUCUGAUAAGCCAUUUAUAUGUAUCUGUCCAAAAGGAUUUAGUGGAGAAAGAUGUGAAAUAGUUGAUAGUAAAAUAAUUCUCUCAUUUCAUAAAGAUAUUAUUUUACCACAAAUAAUGUUUGUUCAUUUUAUUCGAGCGAUUGAUAAUGGUCCACAUGAAAAUGGUACUACUUUCAAAACUAUUCUUGGUAAUCAAAAAUCAGUUACUAUUCAAUAG